UUACAACUUUUAUUUUCAAACAAAAAAUCUCAAUUGCUUGUUUUCAAAUAGUUUGUUGAAAAAAAACAUUAAAUUCUCACAAUUUUAGUUAUCUUAAAUAAAAACUAAGCACAUAACUCAACACACAUCAUUCCCAUCAAUACAGCAACAUGACUCGUCACGCUAGAAACUCAACAGCCGGAUCAGUUUACACUUAUCAUGAAAAGAAGAAGGAUUCCAAAACUUCUGGAUUUGGAACUGAGCAUCAACGUUUGGCUAAAGAAUCGUUAAAGUCAUUCGAUUGCUGCAAUUUGACUCUUCAGCCGUGUGCACUUCCAGUCAUCACUAAGGAUGGAUAUUUAUUUGACAAAGAAGCUAUUCUGCAGUAUAUUAUUACCAAAAAGGGAGAAUACAACAGGAAAAUGAAGGAAUUUGAGAAGCAAAAGAAAUCGGAUGAGGAUGAAUUGGCUGAGAUUGCAGCAGCUGAGAAUAAGAAGAAGUUGGAAGAUUUUGUUAAGACUGAGAAGAAUAUCAAGAUUGGAACUAAGAUGGACCAAGCUGGCCCCAGCACAUCAUCAGCUCUCUCAAACAUGACAGGCAACAACAAGCAUCAACUGCCAAGCUUCUGGGUUCCAUCACAAACACCAGACUCUGGUAAAGCAAAGUUCGAGAAGCCAGACAGCACAAUUUACUGUCCAGUCAGUGGAAAAGUCCUCAAAUCGAAAGAUCUGAUUGAUGUGAAAUUCACAUUGGCUGAUCCAAAUGCAAAGCAGUCACUCGUUGGACAAGAAAAUCGUUAUAUCUGCGCUGUGUCAAAGGAUAUUCUGACAAAUUCGAUGCCGUUGGCUGUAUUAAGACCCACUGGUGAUGUUGUAACCAUGGAUUGUGUUGAGAAGGUGAUCAAGAAGGACAUGAUUCAUCCAUUGACUAAUGAGCAGUUGACAGAAAAGGACAUCAUUAUGCUGCAGAGAGGUGGAACUGGAUUUGCUAGUGUAAAUCAAUUAAAUGCUAAGGUUGCAAAGCCAGCACUUCAGUGUUAAGAGUUAAAAUUAAUAAAAAGGAAUUUAACCAAAAUAUGAAAUUUUAAAUCUUUUAUUUUUGUCAAAAAACUGCAAUUUUAAGUCAUUUACAUGCAUUCUUGGACGUACAUCUUGGUUGUUUCACAGACUGGCAAUGGAUGCAUUUGUGGACACUGUAAGAACAAUUUCUUGAUUGUGCAACCUAAAAGCUUUGGUAAAUGUGCUGGAAAUUGACAUGGACCUUCAAGUCCAGCUGGUCUGACUUCCAAUGCACAUUCAUCAACAGAAGUUUCAAUCAAGUCAUCCCAUUCACUAUCAAAGACUGAGCUUUUCAAGGUUCUUUUAAGUCCAUUCAAGUUGACAUUUGCUGAGUCAUAGACAAUUUUAGUGAUACGCCAUAAGCAGCCCAUUGGACAGCAUUCAUCAUUAGAUCCAAUGCAUUCAUCCAAGCAAGUGUCAAUAAGGACACGAUGAAGAUUAAUGUGUGGAUAUUUGCAGCACUUAUGAAGCUCCCAGCGGUGAAGAUUCAAUUCAUUGCAUCGGGUUAGAUUGACGACACUUUCAGGUGGACUUUGUGAGUCGUAUUGAUGGAUGUUGGCUGAUGCAGCAGCAAUUGUCAUGCACAAUAUUAAAAAUUUUAUAUUUUUGCACAUUUUUUGUCUUAGUUUUUGACAAUAAAAUUGAA
Messenger RNA from Chironomus riparius, 1683 nucleotides. The record is from the annotation of a GenBank genome assembly. NCBI's taxonomy places the organism in Eukaryota, Metazoa, Arthropoda, Insecta, Diptera, Chironomidae.